Paraglomus occultum is the source of this 942-nucleotide messenger RNA. NCBI's taxonomy places the organism in Eukaryota, Fungi, Glomeromycota, Glomeromycetes, Paraglomerales, Paraglomeraceae. The record is from the annotation of a GenBank genome assembly.
AUGCUUCUGGUACACGAUCCAAACAGCAAGAUUCUCGUAGUCGACUCUUUCAACUCUGAAGCUAGGCAGAGUGACGAAAUCAGGGCACAACUGGGAGCUGAGGACAUUAAUGUGACUUUCGAGGACGCAAACCAGAUUUCUCAAUCGUCACUCUCCUCUCCAACAUACAACGUCGUAUAUGCGAACCAGUACAAUACACCAGUGCAUCCUCAUUCCAGUACAACUUUUCGGAAAUUGUCUUCGUCUCUACUACCAAAUGGCACUUUAUAUCUCAAGCAACCAGUUCUUCUCACUCCACAAAGUUUUCCAAAUGUACCAGUAUCUCGUAGCACGCAAGAUCUCGUGGGUGAAUUAAAACUUGCUGGGUUCGUGGAUCUUGAAGUUCGAGAUGCUGUCAAAGUAUCCAGAGAAGAUAUCGCUAAAAUGAUAGAAGCUUGGCAGGUGAAAGAACCGAAUCAGAAAGAGGACAUAUUGCGUGCAUUAGAUGGCCAGUUACAUAUAGUCGAGAUCAUUGCUAAGAAACCUGCCUAUGAAACAGGUGCCUCAGUUGCGUUGAAGUUGGGUAGUAAGAAUGGAAUUAGCGGAGGAGACAAGAAAUCUAUUUGGACUUUGUCUACUGAAAAUGACGAGUUAGAAGAUGAAGAUGAACUACUGGAUGAAAACGAUUUAAUUAAACCAGACAAGAAUACAUUAGUUCGGCCUGAUUGUGAGACUAGUGGAAAGCGAAAAGCAUGUAAAAACUGUUCGUGCGGACUGGCCGAGCAAUUGGAGGCUGAAGCCAAAGCACAGGCCGUAAUACCUCCGGCGUCAUCUUGUGGCAAUUGUAGUCUGGGAGACGCAUUCCGAUGUGCAACAUGUCCUUAUCUUGGUAUGCCAGCUUUCGAACCCGGUGAGCAGGUUGUUCUUGGCGGCAACAUGCUGAGCGAUGACAUUGACAUUUAG